GCCAGACUUCACUCGCAUCUCACUUUCUCUCUCUCUCUCUCACACACACCCUCACCCUCACUCUCUCUCUCUCUCUCUCUCUCUCCCGUACAGAGCACCAGGACCGGAUACCAAAGUGAAGGAAACAUGAGUUACUCCAGCGACAUUUACAGCAGCAGCUCCUACAGGAAGAUCUUCGGAGAUGCCCCCCGGUCCGGCCGCGUCGGUAUGGGCAGCAGCAGCAGCCCGUCCCGCCUGCACCCCGCGGGAUACCGCAGCAGCCACCGCACCUACGGUUCACCCUCCGUGAUGUCCUCCGCCACCUACCGCAGGUCCGCGGCACCCGGCCGCGUCUUCUCCUCCAUGCAGGACUCGAUGGACCUGACCCAGUCCACCGCGGUCACCAACGAGCUCAAGAUCAUCCGCACCAACGAGAAGGAGCAGCUGCAGGGCCUCAACGACCGCUUCGUGUCCUUCAUCGAGAAGGUGCACAACUUGGAGCAGCAGAACAAAGUCCUGGAGGCGGAGGUCACGAUGCUGCGCCAGCGCAACAACGAGCCCUCGCGCCUGCACGAGCUCUACGAGCAGGAGAUCCGCGAGCUGCGGGCCCGCGUGGAGGAGCUGACCCACGAGAAGAGCCAGAUGCACGUGGACUGCGUGCAGAUGAACGACACGCUGGAGGGCGUGAGGGAGAAGCUGGAGGAGGAGAGCAGGCUGCGAGAGGAGGCGGAGAACACUCUGAAGGGAUACCGGAAGGACGUGGACGACGCCACCCUGGCGCGCCUCGAGCUGGAGAAGAAAGUUGAGGCGCUGCUGGACGAGAUCGCCUUCCUCAGGAAAGUUCACGAAGAGGAGCUGCAGGAGAUGCAGGCGUCUUUGCAGGCCACUCAGGUGUCUGUGGAGAUGGACACAGUAAGUAAACCGGACCUGACUGCAGCCCUGAAGGACAUCCGGGCUCAGUAUGAGAACCUGUCCGCCAGGAACCAGGCCCAGGCCGAGGACUGGUACCGCUCCAAGUUUGCCAGCGUGACUGAGGCGGCCGCCCGCAAUCAGGACGCCGUCAAGCACUCCAAGGAGGAGCUGAGCGAGUACCGCAGGCAGGUGCAGUCCCGCACCCUGGAGAUCGAGUCCCUCAGGGGCCACAACGAGGCUCUGGAGAGGCAGAUCGCCGAGAUGGAGGAUCGCCAUAACAAUGAAAUGGGAGAGAUGCAGGAUACCAUCCAGCAGCUGGAGGGGGCUCUCCGCAGCACCAAAGGAGAAAUGUCCCGUCACCUCCGUGAAUACCAGGACCUGUUGAAUGUCAAGAUGGCGCUGGACAUCGAGAUCGCUGCCUACAGGAAGCUGCUGGAAGGUGAGGAGUGCCGCCUCAGCUCUGUGAGCGGAGCCAUGGUCCAGUCCGGCUACCCCGGCUUCUCCUACAUGUCGUCCCGCAGCUACUCCCUGGGAGCCUACAGGAAGUCCGAGGCCAAGCCGGAGGAGGAGGAGCAGGAGGAAGAGGAGGGCGAGGAAGAGGAGGAAGAGGAGGGAGAGGAGAAUGAGGAGGAGGGAGACGAGGGAGAAGAGAAUGGGGAGGAGGGAGAUGACCAGGAGGACGGAGACGACCAGGACGAGGGAGACGAGCAGGACCAGGAGGAAGAGAAGGUGAAGGAGGAGAAAGAGAAGGACGAGAAGAAGAAGGAGAAGGAGACCCCCGCCGGCAAGACCAGCAAGAGCUAAACAGCUUGUGUCAUCUUCAUCAGCAUUAUCAGUAACACAUCCCUCAUCCCAUCAAUCACCUCUGUGGAUCUGAUCACAUCCUCUCUGUCACACACACACACACACACACACACACACACACACACACACACACACACACACACACACACACACACACUCCAGACACAUCUUGUGUUUUUCUGUCUCUGUUGGCUCUGUUACUCAGCAGAAGGAGCAGAAAAAAGAUGGGGAAGAAGGAAGGACGUAAAUCCUCUUCUUCUUCCUCUGCAGAGCUCGUUGAAAGUUAGCAUCAAUGUCACAACUCCGUUUUUUUCCCCUCCAUCUGAUCAUCCAGUGAAUGUGCCAUCAACGAUGACGACAUUAACAUUCAGAGCAAUCGAAAUGUUGAAAAGUAAACUAUAUUAUCAGCACACAAACUCAAAAGAGAAACGCACAGAUCGCGGAGCAUGAGUAACAGCCGGUCCAACUUUUACGGUGCUAUUUGUUAAUUUUACAUAUAAAAGUUGGGGGAGUAUCGCAGGUCCAAGAUCGUAUCGCAGACUGAACCUCCACCAGCUCGUUUCUGAAAAAUACAAAUUCUGCUUCUAUUCGAGCUGUAAGGUGAAUGCUUUCCACACCGCCCGCCAAAUCUCUGACUCCUCCUCCUUUCUGUCACUCUCCCCACUCAUCUCAUCUCCGCCACGACAAAAUGAAAUGUACCACCUUCCAUUAAAGGUCCCCGCACUGUCACCGCACGGCAAUAACGGCUACUCGGAGCUCUGAAUCACUGUGUGUAGAAAACGUGCACGGAGGGUGCCGCCGCUUUUCCGUGCAUCUUUUGUGAAUGAAAAAUGUAGAGUUUUAAAUUGCCGCUAUAUCCUUUUAUUUGUUUUUGGGGAAUAUGAAAUAUCCCCCCUCCCCCCGCCCCGCCCCCUCCCCUUUGAUUGAUUCAUUUGUCGAUGAAAUUCUGCUACUUCCUUAGAACCGACCUCCUCCUCCUCCUCGUUUUUGUUUAAUUUCGCUGAAUAAAGGAGACAAGAUGGCGGUGAGCGCGUGGCUGUCGGUGUCAGGCAGCUGAUGGUGACACUGACGGCCCUCAGCUCAAACUAUAAGUGGCAGGUGGGGCCAACAGGGGUCAUGGCUGUAGUGUACAGAGUCGCAUAUAAGGGCUAUUUUUACCCCCCGUCCCCACCCCCUCUUUCUCUCACUCCGGCCUGAUUGGUUGUCAUGUCACUGCUGUGUUUCAUUUCUCGCUCGCCCCCCUGAGCGUUUUCCUCUCGAGACGACGAAUGAAUCAACCAACGGGUAUGAAUGCAUGGCCUGACUCUCGGAGCUUGAAUCUCUCCUGGAUGGGAUAGAUGUUUUUGCUUGUUGUGUGUUCAAUUAAAAAAAAAAAAAAAAAAAAGAAAAAGAAAAAACUUGCCUUAACCAUGACUGAAAGUUCAAAUAAAAAACAUGUCUUCACCUGCAUCUCACUUGUUUCUGGGGGAGUCUGAGGAGCGCUGACACUUUUCAGACCUCUUCUGUACAACUGUGACUGAAUGUAGUGAUUAUUUCCUCUCAAAGCCAAAUAAAGACAUUUAUUAACCAAA
Molecule: messenger RNA, 3266 nt
Organism: Labrus mixtus (cuckoo wrasse)
Lineage: Eukaryota; Metazoa; Chordata; Actinopteri; Labriformes; Labridae
Gene: neff1
Product: neuronal intermediate filament family member 1
Exons: 4
Coding region: 127-1695 (522 amino acids)
Cellular component (GO): intermediate filament
Molecular function (GO): structural molecule activity
Source: RefSeq, a predicted model, not a curated record